ACGGAUCAGAUCAUGGGCAGGCACUCUAAGCAUCUCCCCCCGCUGAAACCGGGUUUUACAUUCCGGGUGUUGUGGAUGGUCCAGGCUUUCCUGGACCUGGCCGGCUCCCAGGAGAUUUACGCGCCGCACUCGAUCCGGGUGGAGGGCGACGUGACGCUGGGGGGGCUCUUCCCCGUACACGCUAGGGGGGUUCCGGGGAUACCGUGCGGGGACAUCAAGAAGGAAAACGGCAUCCACCGGCUGGAGGCGAUGAUGUACGCGCUGGACCAGAUUAACGGCGACGAAGAGCUGCUGCCCAACGUCACCCUGGGCGCCCGGGUCCUGGACACCUGCUCCCGGGACACGUACGCGCUGGAACAGUCGCUGACUUUCGUCCAGGCGCUCAUCCAGAAGGACACGUCGGACGUGAGAUGCACCAACGGGGAGCCGCCGGUCUUUGUCAAGCCCGAGAAAGUUGUCGGGGUGAUCGGAGCGUCGGCCAGCUCCGUGUCCAUCAUGGUGGCCAACAUCCUGCGCCUGUUUCAGAUCCCUCAGAUCAGCUAUGCAUCGACGGCUCCGGAGCUCAGCGACGACCGGCGGUAUGACUUCUUCUCUCGGGUGGUCCCUCCGGACAGCUUCCAGGCCCAGGCCAUGGUGGACAUCGUCAAGGCCAUGGGCUGGAACUACGUCUCCACGGUGGCCUCAGAGGGCAGCUACGGGGAGAAGGGGGUGGACGCCUUCAUGCAGCUCUCCAGAGAAGCAGGUGGAAUCUGUAUCGCUCAGUCGCUGAAGAUCCCUCAUGACCACAAACUCUCCGACUUCGAUAAAAUCAUCCGUCUGCUGCUGGACACUCGCUACGCCCGGGCAGUCAUCCUGUUCGCCUCUGAUGAGGACAUCAGGGGGAUCCUGAAUGCCAGCAAGCGAGCGGACCAGGUGGGUCAUUUCCUGUGGAUCGGUUCAGACAGCUGGGGGGCCAAGAACAGUCCCAUCCACCAGCUGGAGGACGCUGCCGUGGGAGCCGUCACCAUUCUGCCGAAGAGAGCCACCAUCAGCGGGUUCGAUGCGUACUUCACAUCACGGACUCUGGAGAACAACAGGAGGAACGUGUGGUUUGCCGAGUACUGGGAGGAGAACUUCAACUGCAAACUGAUGAGCUCCUCCAAGAAAGACGAGAGCAGCAGGAAGUGUACAGGUCAGGAGCGCAUCGGCAUCGAUUCCAAGUACGAGCAGGAGGGAAAGGUCCAGUUUGUGAUCGACGCGGUGUACGCCAUGGCCCACGCCCUCCACAACAUGCAGAGGGACCUGUGUCCAGAGAACUCCGGCAUCUGUCCCGAGAUGGACCUGGCCGGAGGGAAGAAGCUGCUCAAGUACAUCCGCAGCGUCAGCUUCAACGGAAGUGCUGGUACUUCAGUGACAUUCAACCGUAAUGGCGACGCCCCGGGACGCUACGACCUGUUCCAGUACCAGUGGAACAACGUCACCGGGCCGGGCUACCGAGUGAUUGGACAGUGGACCGAGACCCUGCAGCUCAACAUUGAGGACAUGCAGUGGCCUCGAGGCGAGCAGGACAUUCCCAGCUCCGUGUGCAGCCUUCCCUGUAAAACCGGCGAGAGGAAAAAGGUGGUGAAAGGAAUGCCCUGCUGCUGGCACUGCGAGCCCUGCGACGGCUACCAGUACCAGUUCGACGAGUUCACCUGCAAGCUCUGCUCCUACAACAUGAGGCCCAAUGCCAACCGCACAUCAUGCCAGCCGAUACCCAUCAUAAAGCUGGAGUGGCACUCGCCCUGGGCAGUGAUUCCGGUUUUCCUGGCAAUGCUCGGGAUCAUCGCUACAAUCUUUGUCAUGGCGACGUUCAUACGGUACAACGAUACGCCGAUCGUCCGGGCGUCCGGCAGAGAGCUGAGUUACGUUCUCCUGACUGGGAUAUUUCUAUGUUAUAUUAUCACGUUCCUCAUGAUCGCCAAGCCCGAUGUUGGUGUGUGCUCAUUCCGAAGGAUUUUCCUGGGUCUGGGUAUGUGCAUCAGCUACGCCGCCCUCCUCACCAAAACCAACCGCAUCUACCGAAUCUUUGAGCAGGGCAAGAAGUCAGUGACGGCACCCAGGCUGAUCAGCCCCACCUCACAGCUGGCAAUCACCUCCAGCCUCAUCUCAGUCCAGCUGUUGGGGGUGUUCAUUUGGUUUGUGGUGGAUCCGCCCAACACCAUCAUAGAUUAUGACGAGCAGAAGACCUUCAACCCGGAUCUUGCCCGAGGGGUGCUGAAAUGCGACAUCACGGAUCUUCAGAUUAUCUGUUCGUUGGGUUACAGUAUUUUAUUGAUGGUGACGUGUACUGUUUACGCUAUAAAGACCCGCGGGGUCCCGGAGAAUUUUAACGAGGCCAAGCCCAUCGGGUUCACCAUGUACACCACCUGCAUUGUGUGGCUGGCUUUUAUACCCAUCUUCUUUGGCACGGCGCAGUCUGCAGAAAAGCUCUACAUCCAGACCACCACACUGACCAUCUCCAUGAACCUGAGCGCCUCCGUGGCCCUCGGGAUGCUCUACAUGCCCAAAGUCUACGUCAUCAUCUUCCACCCGGAGCUCAACGUGCAGAAGAGGAAACGUUCCUUCAAAGCCGUCGUCACGGCCGCCACCAUGUCGUCCCGACUGUCCCACAAGGCCAGCGACAGGCCCAACGGAGAGGCCAAGACGGAGCUGUGCGAGAACGUCGACCCGAGCAGUCCAGCAGCAAAGAAGAAAUACGUGAGCUACAACGACCUCGUGAUCUAACAGCGUUCGUCCGUCACGAGAGGCUGAAAACGGAGGAAGAGAGCGAGAGCUGGAGAGGUUUGUUCUGCCGCCCUGCUGGCUAAAAACAAGAAGAGACGAAUGUUUUUUAUUUUUUUCUUAUUUGAUUUUUUUGGUCUCGUGCUUCAUUG
Chelmon rostratus (copperband butterflyfish) is the source of this 2894-nucleotide messenger RNA. RefSeq names its product metabotropic glutamate receptor 7 (gene grm7). Gene Ontology annotation, biological process: regulation of synaptic transmission, glutamatergic; G protein-coupled glutamate receptor signaling pathway. The transcript has 10 exons. Bases 13 to 2745 code for a protein of 910 amino acids. Gene Ontology annotation, molecular function: group III metabotropic glutamate receptor activity. Gene Ontology annotation, cellular component: membrane. The record is from RefSeq and is a predicted model, not a curated record. Lineage: Eukaryota; Metazoa; Chordata; Actinopteri; Chaetodontiformes; Chaetodontidae.